UCUAAAGGUCAAAACUAGUGGCUGAAAGCCCCAGUUAAUGUUUUUAAUCUAAAGCCCCAGUGUAUAUAUGUCGAUUAAGUUAAUGCUACAGCCCCAAAAAUAUAUAUAGUUUAGUAUAAGUACCCAGUCCUCUAUAGCUACUUCUCUCAUCUAAGUUACAGUUUUCAAUUGUGUGGACUUGUGCACAUGCACUCGUUUUUGUAUUUUUACUCUUUUUUGUUAUGUGUUGCAGAUGUCCUCUCAAUCUCUGCAACUUGGACGAGGAAAAAUGAUAAGGAAGCCUGCUAAUGCAACAACAAGAGCAUCCAAAUCAGCUUCUCAGCUACCAUCACAACCAGCACUGAGAGCAACUUCUUAUGCAGCACCCACAACAACUGAACUGCCAUUUGAAGAGCGACAAGCUGAUCAACAUCCUACAGCUCACAACUCAGAGAAUUCCUCUACCCCUGCUGAAUUGAAAAAAACACGUGGCAAAACAACUGGGAAAGGUAUGAUUGAGAUGAUUGCUAGCAAUGGCAACAAGAAGGUGGAGAUAAUAUUUGACCAGGAGCAUUGGGUCCCAAAUACUGAGUACAGCAAUAAGAAGUUCACUACCGCUAUAGGGAUUGAGGUUUGAAGGCGAGCUCCGGUAUGUUACCGCGGAUGGAAUAAGAUUUCAGGAGAUAUUAAGAGGACACUACGAGAGGGAUUGACGGUACACUUUGACGUGGAAAUAGAAAAUCCAAAAAUUAUCUAUUUUGUGGAUGAUAAGAUGCGCUCGGCGUAUACUCAAUUCAAGUGGAAGUUGCACGAUCACUACCAAAAAUGUGGCACAUCUGUUCGGGGACGAGCCACACUUCCUCCACCUGAUCUAUGGGGUGAGAGAUCGACAGAGGAGUGGCAUUGGCUAUGUGAUGAACUCUACACCGAUCCAAAAUAUAUUGAUAAAUGCAAGAAGAAUUCAACUAGCCGAAAGAGACAAAGGAGUACGCAUCGUGGCGGAGCUAUGCCUUUCAUUCAACAUGCUUUGAGGACAGCCAAGGAGGGCAAUCCUUUGUCUUUCAUAGACAAUUGGGCAGCUAUGUAUCAAGAUUCAAAUAGCAAUUGGGUUAGUGAUGCUGCACGUGAUAAAUAUGAUCGACUGAAAAAUAAGAGAGAAGAGCAUAAGGAGAAACUAACCCUAGAGGCACCAGAGGGUACUCCACCAGAAUCUGUACAAGUUACUGCGCGUGAUGAGAUUCCAAUCAUGGCUGAAGAGUGUGGAAGGAAGGGAAAAAGAGUUCGUGGUUUAGGCUCGUUUCCUCGCAUGGAGCUUCCAACUGUUACAUCUUCAACAGCUGUGAGUUCUGAGAUGAACGUAAUGCAAGAUAAAGUUAAGAAGAUUGAAUCAACUGUGGACACUAUGCGGUCACAAAAUGCACAGCUAAUGACAAUGUUGAAGAAGUUCCUGAUGAAUAGCCAAGGCUGUUUUGCUGAUACAGAAAACAUUGACAUGAAUAUCGUAGUACCCAACAGUGAAGAAGAUGAUGUCUUUGGAAGAGAUGAAGACGGUGUCCAAAACAAUGGAGAUAAUUCUGAAACAGAGGAUUUGGAGGAAGAUUUGUGAUUCAUAAAGUCAUUUUUAGUAAUUUUUGGAUUAGGAUUUAGCUAGUCUAGCUUGGCAAACAAUUUUUGUUUUUAUUAGCUAUUAUUAUU
Messenger RNA from Rosa chinensis, 1674 nucleotides. RefSeq lists its product as uncharacterized. The record is from RefSeq and is a predicted model, not a curated record. NCBI's taxonomy places the organism in Eukaryota, Viridiplantae, Streptophyta, Magnoliopsida, Rosales, Rosaceae. The transcript is spliced from 6 exons. The coding region runs from base 752 to 1585 and encodes 277 amino acids.